This is a messenger RNA of Ixodes scapularis (black-legged tick), 1472 nucleotides long. RefSeq names its product TNF receptor-associated factor 6-like. The coding region runs from base 61 to 1311 and encodes 416 amino acids. The transcript is spliced from 2 exons. Gene Ontology annotation, molecular function: protein binding. NCBI's taxonomy places the organism in Eukaryota, Metazoa, Arthropoda, Arachnida, Ixodida, Ixodidae. The record is from RefSeq and is a predicted model, not a curated record.
AGGUUCGAGCCCCCUAAUCGAAGAAGGACCCGAGGCCGGCUCGACGGUGGCUCAUCCAAGAUGAGGUCCUUCUGCAUUUCCGGAUUCUCCGACGCCCUGGACUGGAGGCCCAUCCUCUUCCAGGAGCCCGCCAUUGCACACAGCGCGUGCGCACUGUGUGGACUCGUGUCCCUCAAAGCCAUCAGGUUCUCCUGUGGCCACACGCUCUGCUCUGACUGCCACGAGGAGUGCUCUCGGCAAGAGAGCAUCUGUCCCAUCGAUCAGGAAUCCUUCGGCGAGGAUGAUUGCUCCCGAAUCGACCUUUCAGUGGGCUUUUUAGCCAAACGCCGGGCGGCCUGUUGGAACAAGUUCAAUGGCUACAACUUCGAGGGUCCCAUUUGCAGUGUCUUGAAGCACUGCAUGGAGUGCGCUUUCCACGUUGUGUCCUGUCCUCGGUGUCAAGCGUCCGUACUGAGGAGCGAGGUUGUGGGACACUGCAAACGUGGUUGCCACUUACCCGCCGUUGGGCCCGUUGAUGACACAGACUGUGCCACACAGGGAUACGACAGCAUCGAGCAGACAAGUAAUGAAAUCAAAGAAGCGUUGGGCAGGCUCUCUGAAGACCUGUCCUGUCUGCAAACUAGCCUGAACCUGUGUCGGGAGGACGUCAGAAAAGCAGAAAGGAGUUUGAAAGAACAGCUGGAAGCUCACUCUGUGUCACUUAUUGAACACUUGUCCAGAUUGCACAUCAAAGAGCCUUCUCUUGCGGAGGACAGACCGAGUGACGUCGCUGGUGAAGUGGAGAAGGGUUGUCAGGCCGGAAACUUCAGCGCACACGCCGAACGCUCGCUGCACGCCAAAGAGAGCACGUGCCAAGGACUGCAUCCUGAUCACCGAGGAAAGAAAUUCCACUGGUACUUAAGGGGAUUCACAGCUCUGGAGGAACAAGCACUCGAGGAUGAGGCCGCGGCUGCUGAGAGCCCCCGGCACUAUUUGAGCGGAUACAACGUCUCCAUUUUAUGCAGCAUUGAAUGGGAAGAUUUCUUCUGUAAUGUUUAUAUGUAUUUAGAAAUAUAUCGUGGAGCCUAUGAUUCAAGCCUGGAAUGGCCGUUCAGCAAGACUGUCAGUGUCAGAUUCGUUCACAGCGUGGACGAAAAUUUGAGUCUUUCCUUCUCAGUUGAUACGAGUAUAUGCAAUGGUGACGAGUUGCAGAGGCCAAACGAAAAUUCCCACAGAAGUGGUGCAUUCUUGAAGGAGUUGAAACUGGAGGAUAUAAAAAAGUAUGGGUUUGUUAAAAGAGACACAGUGCACCUGUACUUUGAGGUCGUGUAAUUGAAAACCUGCCUCUGUUACGAACGAAUGACAAGAAAAAAGAAACAGCUAAAAUUAAAAUUAGCAUCUUUACGUCUCCUUCAAUAUCGCGGUAUCAUUGAUAGCACAGUUUUACAGCUGUCUUUUUUUGUUUGCUAGAGCUAAAUCACCUUCAGGCAUAA